Corylus avellana is the source of this 925-nucleotide messenger RNA. RefSeq lists its product as uncharacterized. Gene Ontology annotation, cellular component: mitochondrial intermembrane space. The record is from RefSeq and is a predicted model, not a curated record. NCBI's taxonomy places the organism in Eukaryota, Viridiplantae, Streptophyta, Magnoliopsida, Fagales, Betulaceae.
AAAUGGACUUCAUUGGAAGCCUAGGGGCUGCCCUAUUCUUGGGUCUUUUUCAAGCUGCAAUGGAGCUUAUGAGUAUUGUGAGGGUGAGGGCAAAAAUAAGAAAACAUCAUGGUUAAAGCAUACGCACAAGAGUACAUUUACAAGCACCCAUGGGAGCGGGUAACUUCUGCAUCUUGGCGCAAGUUUACUGACCAUGAGAACAGGCGCAUACUGGACCAUAUCCUUGAAGUUGACACGCUGAGCUGCAAACUUGACCCUAUAUCUCAGAAGCUUUGUACCACUCGUGCAGUCACCCUCCAUUUCCCCGGACCGUGGUUCAUACGCAAAAUCAUCGGUCAGGAUAUCUGCCACUGCAUUGAAUCAACAACCGUGGAUGCCCGAUCACGGUCAAUGCAACUCACUUCCAGAAAUGUUGGUCUUCAGAACUUCAUAGAAGUGGAGGAGAAGAUCCGGUAUGACCCCCACCCAGAUAAUCCAAAUGGGUGGACCAUUUGCAGACAGGAGACUAGCAUACAUAUAAAGCCAUUAUCUGCACUGGCAUCAAUUGCAGAAAUGGUGGAGCAACGAUGUGCAGAGAAAGUUGUGAAGAAUAGUGCUACGGGUAGAGAGGUUAUGGAGAGGAUCUGUAAAUACCUGGAAGCUGAAUCUAGAGAGAUUGCUCUGGAAUCCAAACUUCCACAGUUUGUAGCUGAGAACCUGUCCCUAACAACUGAAAAUAAAAUACUGCCAUGAAAGGGUAUACUUGGAAGGCAAAUAUGCAUAUGCAAGAAUGGACUAGUAGCAUGUUUUAAGUGAUUGAUGUAUAAAUCCAUGUAAGACACGCUAUGCUAGUCAGUGUGAUAAAUAAGUUUGAAGAAUAUCAUCACGCUUUUUUCAAAUCAGCAUUCUUAGCCCAAAAAAGAAGAAAGAUAACCGAGAUGAGAAC